AAGCUACAAGGAGCGGCGCCUCUCGUCCUCCCGCUCCUCAGGCAGGCAGGACGGCGCUGUGCUCUGCCCCUCAACUCGCGACUUCAGAAGCGUGUGUGUGAGAGGGCGAGUGAAGCUGCGCGCCCCUUGCUGUGUUGGUGCUUGCCUGUUCCUCGUCCUGGGCACGAGGGGUGCUCGGGCCGGUCCGUCCCCACCGCUAGAGGCUGCUUGCCGCCCCUCUCCCCUCACUGCCUGCCGCUCUUGCUCUUCUUUGCGCCCCCCUGUCGCCGUUGCUAGGGUGGCGGGGCUAUGCUUGCUGCUGUGGGCAGUGGCGGCGGCGACGGCGCUGCUGAGCCGGCUGGCGGUGGCGGUGGGGCCGGUGGUGCGGUGCGAUCCGUGCGACGCGCGGGCUCUGGAGCAAUGCAAGCCCUUGGCGCCCGAGUGCCCAGAGCUGGUGCGCGAGCCGGGCUGCGGCUGCUGCUUAACGUGCGCCUUGCAAGAAGGACAGCCGUGCGGCGUCUACACCGAGCGCUGCGGCUCCGGGCUCAGCUGCCGGCCCCGAAGCGACGAGCCGAAACCUCUGCAGGCGCUGCUCGACGGCAAGGGGCUCUGCACCAACGUCAGCGGCGACGCAGCGGGCGGCGGCAGCAGCAGCAGCUCCUCCGCCAGCAACAGGCUCGGCGACUUCCUCCCGCGCGGGACCCACGGGCCAGGGAAUUCCAGUGAUUCAGAUGAAGACCAGAAUAUCAGUAGUACAGAAAAUCAGUCUGUCCCCAACACAAACAGGAUGUUAGACUCACAUGUCCACCAGACCAAAAUAGAUGUCAUAAGGAAACAAUAUGCCAAAAAUACCCAGCGCUACAAAUACGAUUCACAAAGCACAGACACACAGAAUUUCUCUUCUGAAUCGAAACAGGAGACUGAAUAUGGUCCUUGCCGGAGGGAGAUGGAAGACACAUUAAACAAUCUGAAGAUUCUGAAUGUUUUAAGCCCAAGAGGAUUGCAUAUUCCAAAUUGUGACAAGAAGGGAUUUUACAAGAAAAAACAGUGUCGUCCAUCCAGAGGCCGGAAGAGAGGCUAUUGCUGGUGUGUGGAUAAAUAUGGGCAGCCACUCCCUGGAUAUGAUGGGAAAGGGAAAGGAGAUGUCCAUUGUUACAAUUUAGAAAACAAAUGAGAAGAGGCCACCAUCUUCCAUGGAGUCUGUGUGUGGCAUCUUGACCAGUCAGAGGCCUUGGAGUGACUGGGCUAUAGCGUGGAAUGCGUUGGACUUGGGAAUUCUGAGUUUUGACCCCUAUCUAUAUUGGGGAGAGUCAAUGACUCUGUGGAUUCUGCAGCUGCAUCCUGCCACUGAUUCACUUUCAACUUUCCAUAGAUGUACACAGGGAACUCUGAAAUCCCAGAUAAAUCUGCACUAUUGAUCCCCAGAAUGAAUAAGAAAGGAAAAAAAAAGGCACUACAGAAUGGAUUCAGGGAGCCUCCACUGACUUUGGUUUUUCUUUUUGUUUUUAAAUAACGGCCUGUGACCAAUUUGAUCCCGAAAGAUAACUGUGUUUUUAUUUUGAAGAAUUUACAGACUGUAAGUAUUGUGAAGAUAUUUAACACAUUGGGCAUGACACAACCCAAGCUAAGCACUUUUAAAGUCACAUCAAUUAUCCAUGUGUUUAAAUAUCUUCCAUUGAAAUAAAAGGAACUUAAGUUGCAAUCCUUUAUGCACUUAGCUUGAGAAUAAGCCCCAUAAAACUCAGUGGGACUUAUAGCUGAUAAAUAUAUAGGAUUGUGCUGUUAAUAGUGCUUAUGUUGGGCUGAAUCACACUCAAAGUUUUAAACUAAGCUGUUUUGUUUUUAUACAGGUCUGACGGGAACUUUAUUUUCACGGGUAAAACAUGUUUUAUUAAAAGAAAAAGCUCAAAGAACUUUUAAAAGAUACAUGUUUCUACAUGGUUAUUUUUCCUGUAAAAAUAUACUGUAUUAUGACUAUUCUGUUAGUCUGUAUUUAAUAUAAUUGUUUUUUAAUAAACUAUUUAAAUGUAACAUAUAAAUAUCCAAAUGAUACCCAAUCAUUGUAGUGUAUGUUUCCAAAUUCUCUUUCCCAGGAGACUUACCAAGGCCUGUGCAUGUUAAACAAACACUGUAAAGGUGGAUCAUCCACUGUUUGUGAAGUGGACCAAUCAAUAUUUACAAGAUCCUAGAGACAGAAAGAAGCAAUAUUUUUCAAUAGAUAAUGUGCAACGGUUUCCAUUCUUCAUGAUCAUUAAAUCUUAAUUAGCAUUAUUCAUGAAUCCUUGUCCAAGACUGGCAGAUUUCAAAAUUACAUCUCUUGGGGCUAGUCUGAACCAAUUUCAUCCAAAUAUUGAUAAAAUCAGUUGAGUAGCCAUUAGGCAAAAUAGAAAUAGUAGAUGAGAGAAGGAUUUGAUUAACUUGAUAACAAAUACAUACCAAGUACUUUACUAGACUCUUAAAUAGAGCGUAGGCACUGAAUUAAAGGACAUGUGAAAAAUGCCUCUCAAAGUGACAUCUGAUCUACAAAAGCUUAUGCUAUAAUAAAUUUGUGAAUUUUUAAGGUGCCAUGAGAUUCUGUUGUCUUUGUCUGAGCAGAUAUCUAAACAGUCUGUUUAAAAGGUUUAAAUAUUUUAUGCUUGUUUCCAGUAUACAUGUUCAGUGGCUUCCUAAAUUCUUGACAUUGCAUCCUGAGGAAACAGGAUGCAGAUAAGGAAGAUUUCAUGUAAAACACUGGACUGUAACAAACUUUACAUAGAAAAGGAUUGUGUGUUUCACAUGUAUGGGUACUUAUUGGUAUUUUUAAGAGAAAAUACUAAGCAAACAAUGCCAUACCUCUGUCUUAAAAUGAAUUAUAGAAACUGUAACAUCCUGUGGCAAUAUUUUUGGUUGACUUGUAUGUUAACUGAGAGAUUGUGAGACAGGAGUUAAUUCAGAUAGUAAUAAAAAUAACGGUCAGGAAUUGAACU
Messenger RNA from Python bivittatus (Burmese python), 2945 nucleotides. NCBI's taxonomy places the organism in Eukaryota, Metazoa, Chordata, Lepidosauria, Squamata, Pythonidae. The record is from RefSeq and is a predicted model, not a curated record.